Molecule: messenger RNA, 930 nt
Organism: Fusarium subglutinans
Lineage: Eukaryota; Fungi; Ascomycota; Sordariomycetes; Hypocreales; Nectriaceae
Product: pyruvate decarboxylase
Exons: 6
Coding region: 1-930 (309 amino acids)
Molecular function (GO): carboxy-lyase activity; thiamine pyrophosphate binding
Source: RefSeq, a predicted model, not a curated record
AUGGGCAAAGGAGGUCUUGAUGAAGCUUUUACCCAGUUCGCAGGUGUCCACUCCGGCGCUGGCACUCUGCCCGCCGUCAAAGAGGCGCUUGAAUCUAUUGACACGGAUGCCAUUGUGAUUGACCUCCAACGUUUCACGGUCUCUAUUGGCAAGAGCCAGUACCCGGUCUCAAUGAAGCAUGUUCUGCAACGCCUCAUCGAUUCUCUUCGUUCGAACCCAAUUUCCAUCGCUUCACGACACGUCACUUGGGAUCCAUAUCCAAAGUUCAACUUUCAACCCGGCGACGAGCUCAAGCAAGAUUUUCUCUGGGGCGCACUGAGCUCCUUCUUCCGCCCCGGAGAUGCGAUCAUUGGUGAGACUGGUACUUCCGCAUUUGGCCUAUGCGAUACCAAACUCCCAAGCGGAGUGAUGAUGUUCAACCAAACCGUAUAUGGCAGCAUUGGGUAUGCUACUGGCGCCAUUGUUGGCGUUGGUCAGGCUAUCAAGGAAAGCCAAGGAAAGUGGAAGAGGCCUGUCCUCGUGACUGGAGAGGGUUCCAUGCACCUCACCAUUCAAGCCCUGGCAGAUAUGCUGCGAUGGGACCUCAAGCCAGUCAUAUUCGUGCUCAACAAUGGCGGAUACACAGUCGAGCGCCUCAUUCACGGCAAGGAAGCCUUUUAUAAUGAGGUCGCAGUUCUGGACUAUUCCAGACUUUGCAAGACUUUCGGGCCAGCAUUCGAAUCCAAGUACCACGGGCCUAUCAAGACUUGCGGAGAGUUAUCAUCACUCCUUCGAGAUCCCAACUUUGGCAAUGUAGGCUGCCUUGAGUUGGUCGAACUCGUCUUGCCUCCUCUCGACGCACCCUCCGCUGUCAUCAAGACUGGUGCCGCUAUCGAUGCAUUCAACAAAGCCAAGGCUGAGCAGGGGCCCCUUGGCCUUCAGGGUGCUUGA